AUGGCCUCAUUUCUCAGGGAUCGACGCGUGUGGGAGGCUAGCCUGAUAGCAGUCCAAGAGCCAUGGAAGAAUACGCUCUCAAAUACGACACACCAGCCAGUCUCCUCGCUAUUCCAGCUUAUCUAUCCUAGCACGAGCCCGGACGAGCCUCCUGGAGUCUGUCUCUACGUCUCGAAGAAGCUAGACCCAAGAGAGUGGUCGUGCACGCUAGUGGACCGGGAUUAUCAAAUUCUGAAGCUCCGGAAGGCCCAUACAAACGGCAACUGGACUGAUCUAUUCGUGCACAAUAUCUACAAUCGGCCCGGCUCCGGCAUGCCGGACAAGCUACGCCACGAGCUCAACAAACGGAAAGAGGGGGAGCAUGUUAUAACGGGCGACUUCAACGCCCAUCACCCCGUAUGGGGCGGGCCGGGGGUCGCUGCGGAGGCUGAAGCAGAGGAAUUCCUGCUACUGGCGGACCAGUUCAAGCUAGAUAUGCUAACGGAAUGUGGCAAGCCCACGUGGGAGCGUGGAGGUAUGGAGACGGUGAUAGACUUGACUUGGGUCAGCGAGGAACUAACCAGUCGACUGAUUAAUCACGGACGUGCGGAUGAUAUCGAGCACCAAUCUGACCAUUUCCCUAUUCGGACGACGCUAGAUGUGACGACACCGCUGUUUGAACAGCCGCAGCGUCGAAAUUGGACUGCCACAGACGACAAAAUCCUCACAGAAUUCGUCAACAAACACGUCAAAGAACGGGAUCUGACCAAGGCAGGCAAGACCCGAAUUGAGCUUGAAACUCAGACGUUUAUCCGCACAAUUCAAGCCGCAAUUCAGGCCUCCACGCCGUGGGCCAAGCCGUCUGAAUGGGCGAAUUCCGACUUUACCCCGGAGUGCCGCGAGGCGGUUAAGGCCGUUCGCUAUCUCCGCCGGCGGUGGACCCACACACAUGACCCAUUAGACGAGCUCCGCUAUCACCAGGCCCGCAACGAUAAGAACCGGCUAAUCAAGAGCACGCUUACCAAGGCCCACCGCAAGCGGGUGCAGAAGGUGGUCGAGGAUGGCCCCCGGGGCAUGUGGCGACUGGCCAAAUGGGCCCGAAAUCGUGCUGGUAUGUAUGAGCGUGGUUUAACGCCAACGUUACGUGCUCGUAAUGGGUCAGCAGCCGAGUCUGUGGACCAGAAAGCUGCAGCUUUCUAG
Messenger RNA from Penicillium longicatenatum, 1179 nucleotides. Its product is annotated as exonuclease/endonuclease/phosphatase family protein. NCBI's taxonomy places the organism in Eukaryota, Fungi, Ascomycota, Eurotiomycetes, Eurotiales, Aspergillaceae. Gene Ontology annotation, molecular function: catalytic activity. The record is from RefSeq and is a predicted model, not a curated record. Bases 1 to 1179 code for a protein of 392 amino acids. The transcript has a single exon.